AUGUUCGCCCCCCCUCCGUACGCAGGUAGACCUAAAGCCAGGCACACAUCAUUCAUGUUUGAGACACCAGAUGCGACACAAUAUGCCUCCAAAAUAACACAUGUGAAGAUGAGAUUGACAGAUGUGCUAAGGCAUCACUUAAGCUCCAACACACGCGAAUCCGUGUUGAGGUAUGCCACCAAUUGCUGCAAACACGCAAGUCGCCCGGCCCUCACAAGCCCAUUAAUGUACUCGGGAAUGGGCAGAUUCUCCCACGAAGUCCGUGGCCUUAAAGUUGGAUCCGCCACUUUGCCUCCUCGGACUCAUCCUCGCCUUGUCCGAGCUGCUGCCUUUCCUUUUGGUCCCCACAUUUUACUAAUUGACUGCGCUAGACUGUGGACGUUAGUUUUUCGUUUAUUAGCAGGUUUUCGAGAUGUACGUCAGUAUGGGUCUACAGGGCUGGAUGACUGUCUGCUGGUGCACACUCAUUUUAAAGCACUUUUGUCUACUCUUGUCUGA
Protopolystoma xenopodis is the source of this 498-nucleotide messenger RNA. The record is from the annotation of a GenBank genome assembly. NCBI's taxonomy places the organism in Eukaryota, Metazoa, Platyhelminthes, Monogenea, Polystomatidea, Polystomatidae.